Dentiscutata erythropus is the source of this 282-nucleotide messenger RNA. The record is from the annotation of a GenBank genome assembly. Lineage: Eukaryota; Fungi; Glomeromycota; Glomeromycetes; Diversisporales; Gigasporaceae.
AUGUCUACUGGAAACGAAGCAUUUGACAAUGCAGCUCAAGACUUUGAAAAAAUUGUAACGCAGCAUAGUAGUAGCAUUUCCAACGAAGAACAAUUAGCAGGAUAUGGCUUGUUUAAACAGAGUACGGUUGGUGAUAUUAAUACCUCAAAACCUAACAUUCUCGACCAAAAAGGUAGAGCCAAAUGGGAUGCUUGGAAUUCAAGAAAGGGUCUCUCUAAAGAGGAAGCUCAGUCUCAAUACGUCGAUUUAAUUGCACAAUAUAAGGAGAAAUAUCCCAUUUAA